AUGUCAAACGGCAUCUACGACGACGGGUUCAAUUUCACCGCCAUCGGUUCCGUCGUCAGCGAGGUGGCGACCGCCAACAUCACCGGUGCCACCGAUAUAUUCCCACACAUCGUCCGCGCUGUCUUCCCCACUGUCACGCUUGGCACCAUUGUCCAGUCGCCCAGCCCCCUGAGCGUUGCCAAUUUCGGCGCGACCCUGGACACACAAAACGUCACGUUCACGAUCCCAGUCACGUUCGCGGACUUGGGCACCAACCCCAUGAACGCAACAGUGCCCACCAUCACCCCUGCCCUCUCUGGCUGCAACGCAUCUGACGCCAACUUUACGGACCUCACAGCCGACUAUACCGCCAGCGUCAUCUAUACCUGCUUCUACGCCAAUCGCAGCCAAAUCCCGGCUGUCCCAAUCACCUUUACCACAUACUCCAACACUAGCGCAUUCAGCUCCACCUGCAACACCACGAUCAGCACGGGCGCCGCCCUCAAGGCAGUUGUGGACCUUACCUCCAGCAUCAGUGGUGCGCAGCAGUGCAACGCCGGCGACCUGUCCAGGCCUGCAACAUACAAGGUGACGCUUGUCGUUGCUGGCGCCAGGAAUGGCAUUGUGGUGCCCACCAACUGCACGCUGGUGUCCACCACCUGGGUCAAGGCUGCGGACAAGAUUGGGACCCUCAUAUACACCUGCACGGCCUACAACAACCUCACAUCGUCCUUCCCCUUUGUUGUCAUGGGGGAUGUCUCCAACAUCACAAGCACAUACGUUGCCACGGUGCCGGUUGCGGCCGUGCAGCCCGCUGUGUCGAUAGACUCUGUGACUCAGGGGCUGCUGCUGCCUGUUAGCAAGGCCACGUACGUGCAGUACCAGGCCACGGUGACCUUCACCAGCGUCCCUGCCGCAAACAAGAUCUUUAUGCCCAGCCUCUGCAACAUCACCGAGAACACCACGGCGCUCACCUACCCCUUCACCGGCGCGCUGCACUUCACGUGCGCCUACCCGGUCAACGUGGUAACGCAAAACGCCUACAUCGACUCGGCCUACUUCACAUUUGAGGCCCAGACUGCGGCCUCUGGCUGCUCUGCCAAGGCCUACCGGAACCUGUCGGUGGUGUAUGAGCCCGAGGUUGGCGUGAGCCUUGGCUCCAUCACCCAGGGCUGCGCCUCUAGCAACGGUGCUGUCACCUACAAGGUCCCUGUGACAUACCGGGGCUCAAAGAGGGCGCCUACCGUGCUUCCCUCCAGCUGCGUCCAGAUCUCCGCUGGCGGCCUCAACGCCAACGGGGACGGCAGCAUCACGUACCAGUGCAGCUUUGCCAACGCCACCACCGCCAACCAGACUGCUGUCAACAUCACCGCCAACGGCCUUAUCAGCAGUGAGAUGAACAACACGUGGCAGAUGAUCCCAACGGCGGUUGUCGCAACCGCGCCCUCAGCAACCAUCACUGUGGCUCCCAACCAGACCACAUUGCUUGCAUACGGCGACGUUGCGAGCCCCAUCAACUACACGGUCUCUGUUGCUUUUGAGGGCGCUGUGGGCACUGGUGGCGUCAGCCGCAUCUCUCAGCCUGCCCGCUGCUCGGCCGUCGGCAACGGGACCGACGCACUGUCGGCUGGCUCUGGCACCGUGAACUUCGUGUGCGCUUUCAACAGCACCCCGGACGCCGUCGCCGCCUCCCCCCUCAAGUUCCGUGCCAACACCGCGGCUGCUGACUGCUACGCCGAGGACGCUGAGGCGCUGGUCGUGGCCACUGAGCCGAUUGUGGCGGUGUGGGCGCUGGAGAACAACCAAUCCUGCCUCACCAACCUCAGCAACCCUGUUGAAUACGACCUGGGCAUCCUGUUCAAUGGCGCCAAGGUCAACUACACCUACCCCUCGGACCUGUGCAAGGAGGUGACCAAGCCCGUGAGGGACGUCAACGGCACCGGCGUCGGCGUCUACAGCUGCAGCUUCAAGAACUCCACCAGCGUGGUGACGCCCCUCACCUUCUCAGCCACCGGCCUGCUGGGUGUCAACCGUUCUGCCAAUGUUGACCUGACAUCUGCCGUCAAGGCUGCCCAGCCCAGCGUCAAACUGGGUGACGUGUCACAGGACCUGCUCCAGGACAACUCCUCUCAGGCGGUUUUCACGGUCACCGUUGAGUUUGGUGGGGCCGAUUUCUACGAGUCCCCUUACAACUGCAGCCCGCCCGGCUACGUUGCUCCCUUCACCGGCAAGGAGGGGCUCGUCAAUGGCAGCGGCAAGGUCACCUUUGUCUGCGCCUACGCCAACGCCUGUGCUUCGCCCACCUGGCUCACCUUCACCUCGCGCACCGCUGCUCGGGGCUGUUUUGCCUCGGCCAGUGUCAACAUCAGCGCCAAGGUGGCGGCGGCUGACUCCGUGGUCCCUUACACAUACUCGAUGCAUUUUGAGGGCAUGAGCUAUGCCCAGCUCAUCGCAGACCCGGCCAAGACCGCCAAGUUCAAGCUUGACGUCCGCACCCGAGUCAGCCGUGCUGUGGACCUGCCCCUUGGCAAUGUUGAGGUGACCAACUUGACCCAGGGCUCAGUCAUCGCUGAGGUGGUGCUGCACACCCCAGCCACCUGGUCCCCCGAGCAGGUCAACACCGCCGCCAACACCCUGGCUGACCCGGCCUCCCUGGCGACCGUGUUUGACCCCACCUUCCUGGACACGUAUGACAUCACCUCCAUCUCCGUUCAGGUGGUGAGCGCCCUGCCCCCUGUGAGCAAGGGCCUCAGCGACACUGCCAAGAUUGGCAUCGGUGUGGGCGCCGGUGUGGGCGGCGCAGCGCUUAUUGGCGGCAUUGCGGGCGUGGCCAUCGCUCGCAAGCGGCGCAUGAGCGUGGAGCCCCGUGACCGGCUCAACGUCUGA
Monoraphidium neglectum is the source of this 2865-nucleotide messenger RNA. RefSeq lists its product as hypothetical. The transcript is spliced from 17 exons. NCBI's taxonomy places the organism in Eukaryota, Viridiplantae, Chlorophyta, Chlorophyceae, Sphaeropleales, Selenastraceae. The record is from RefSeq and is a predicted model, not a curated record. Bases 1 to 2865 code for a protein of 954 amino acids.